This is a messenger RNA of Sciurus carolinensis (gray squirrel), 3033 nucleotides long. RefSeq names its product testis associated actin remodelling kinase 2 (gene Tesk2). Lineage: Eukaryota; Metazoa; Chordata; Mammalia; Rodentia; Sciuridae. The transcript has 11 exons. Gene Ontology annotation, molecular function: ATP binding; protein serine/threonine kinase activity. The coding region runs from base 394 to 2106 and encodes 570 amino acids. The record is from RefSeq and is a predicted model, not a curated record. Gene Ontology annotation, biological process: protein phosphorylation; actin cytoskeleton organization. Gene Ontology annotation, cellular component: nucleus; cytoplasm.
CAGUCGCUCGCUGCUGGAGAGCUCAGUGGAGCUUCCAGCUGCCCUCUGGGUCUCGCUUUUUGGAUCGUCCUGGCCCCGCCAAAUAGGCUGGGGUAGACGCCCCGGCUGCGGGGUCAUGGCAGUAAUCUUCUCGUCCUCCGUUGCCGCUAACCUCGCGGAAUCGCCCGCAACUGCGCGAAGGACCCCCACCGCCUCCGCGGGCUAAAAAGCCGCUGCCUUGACGGAGUUGUGAGGACUACUAUGCUCUGUCUUGGCUGCCGCCUACCCCUCCCGCCCGCGCAGGUACCCUCCGGCUGCUCAGUCCGUCUCAGUGUCAAAUUGGAAGAGAAGUAAAAUUCAACAAAUAUUAUGUAUGGAGUUCUUUCUUAAUAGAAGAAAGUGAUUAUUGAGACUAUGGAUCGGAGCAAACGGAAUUCAAUUGCAGGAUUUCCUCCACGUGUGGAACGUCUUGAAGAGUUUGAAGGUGGUGGUGGUGGAGGGGAUGGAAACAUGACUCAGGUGGGAAGAGUUUGGCCAUCCUCAUACAGAGCUCUUAUAAGUGCCUUUUCCAGACUGACACGUUUGGAUGACUUCACCUGUGAAAAAAUAGGAUCUGGUUUCUUCUCUGAAGUGUUCAAGGUGCGCCACCGAGCUUCUGGUCAAGUGAUGGCACUUAAGAUGAACACAUUAAGCAGUAACCGGGCAAAUAUGCUGAAAGAAGUACAGCUCAUGAAUAGACUUUCCCACCCCAACAUUCUUAGGUACUUGGGUGUAUGUGUACAUCAAGGACAAUUGCAUGCACUUACAGAGUAUAUCAACUCUGGGAACCUGGAGCAGUUGCUAGAUAGUAACUUGCAUUUGCCGUGGACUGUGAGGGUGAAACUGGCCUAUGACAUAGCAGUAGGCCUCAGCUACCUUCACUUCAAAGGCAUUUUCCAUCGGGACCUCACAUCAAAGAACUGCCUGAUAAAGAGAGAUGAGAACGGUUAUUCUGCAGUGGUGGCUGACUUUGGCCUAGCUGAGAAGAUCCCUGAUGCCAGCAUAGGGAGUGAGAAGCUGGCUGUGGUGGGCUCACCCUUCUGGAUGGCACCUGAGGUUCUCCGAGAUGAGCCCUAUAAUGAGAAGGCAGACGUGUUCUCUUAUGGUAUCAUCCUCUGUGAAAUCAUCGCCCGCAUCCAGGCCGAUCCAGACUAUCUUCCCCGCACAGAGAAUUUCGGGCUGGACUAUGACGCUUUCCAACACAUGGUGGGAGACUGUCCCCCAGACUUUCUGCAGCUCACCUUCAACUGCUGUAAUAUGGACCCCAAACUGCGUCCAUCCUUUGUGGAGAUUGAGAAGACCUUGGAGGAAAUUAUGAACCGCCUACAGGAAGAAGAGCUGGAGAGGGACAAGAAACUGCAGCCCACAGCAAAGGGACUCUUAGAGAAAGUACCUGCGGGGAAGCGGCUGAGCUCACUCGAUGACAAGAUCCCCCACAAGUCACCACGUCCAAGACGUACUAUCUGGCUGUCUCGAAGUCAGUCAGACAUCUUUUCUCGUAAACCUCCACGUACCGUGAGUGUCUUGGACCCAUACUACCAGCCACCAAGAGAUGGUGCUACCCGCACCCCCAAAGUCAACCCUUUCAGUGCUCGUCAGGACCUCAAGGGUGGGAAGAUCAAGCUCUUUGACCUACCCAGCAAGUCUGUCAUCUCCCUGGUAUUUGACCUAGAUGCACCAGGGCCUAGAACUACACCCCUGGCUGACUGGCAGGAGCCCUUGGCCCCACCUGCUCGCCGUUGGCGUUCUUUGCCUGGUUCACCAGAAUUCUUGCGUCAGGAGGCCUGCCCAUUUAUGUGCCAUGAAGAAUCACUAUCUGAUGGGCCCCCACCACGACUCAGUAGUCUCAAGUACAGGGUAAGAGAGAUCCCACCAUUCCGGGCAGCUGCUCCAGCCCAUGAGGCCAUGGACUGCUCUAAUCCCCAGGAAGAAAACGGUUUUGGGCCCAAGCCCCAGGAGACAAGCCCAUGUUGCAGAAGUGCCUCUGAAGAAAUGGAGGUAGAAGAAGGCAGGCCAAGAAACUUGGCUGCAGUCCCCUGCUCUGUCUCAGGCAUAGGCCUGCAAAUCCAGGGAGAACAGGAUGGGUGAGGGGGGGUUAGUCCCUGCCUCACCUUGGGGAUGGACCUUCAGCUGAAGCCAUAGGGACCCCUUGGUGCACACCCUUGACCAUUCCCUGGAGCCCUAAGAGCACAAAGGCUAGGUCAAGCCAGGUUCAACUUUUGGGUUCCCAAUACCCAAUGGCUGCAUGAGAGGGAAGGCUGCAGUUGAGAGGCCUUCCUAGUUAGGACCAACUGCUGAUACUAAGCUUCUGAAAUCCAGCAAGAAGCUCUAGUUCCUACCUGACUCAAGUAUACUUCCCAAGACAGGACCAGAGAACUCCUAGUUCUAGAUUGAACUGGCAGUGGUAUUACCCUGGUUCUUCUCCCAUCCCAAGACUCUGUUGCCCUUUUUUGGGGCAUAUAAGCUACCAGAUGGAACUUGGAGCUGAUCAGGAGGUCAUAAAGGGCUGAGAACUGGAGUGCUUCUUGCCAGUAUGUCUUAAGACACUUGAAUAAUUGCUGUUUGCACUUACUGCAUGGUCAGACCACAUCACUACAUUUCUAUGCAAGGGAAGGGCAAGGCAGUGUGGUGGUCAUGGCUCUUAGCUAAUCCAUUCAAAGAACUAUUCCAGUUGAUUAAUCUAUUUUCAUAUUUAUAAAGGAGUCUUAAUGUUCUGCCUCAUUAAGACUUUCAACCCUGUGGUUGGGAGUGGGGCUGGUUUUGUAGGCCCUAGGGCCUGCUCUAUGUUAUCAACAGGUGAUAAACACCCAGUUGGUUAAAUGGUUUAUACUUGGACUGAUUUUUUUUCCCCUUCCUGCUAUAGCUGGAGCUUCGGGAACAGUCUGUCCUUACAGAGCCGCAAUAAGAAAUAACCAAAGAAUGAAGUUGGUCAAAUAUUUUCAUAACUCGUUUGUUGAUUUUUUUGUAAAACUUUCCCAAGACACUUUCAGAUUUAAAAAUAAAGUUGGUGUUGCA